This is a messenger RNA of Periconia digitata, 1992 nucleotides long. Lineage: Eukaryota; Fungi; Ascomycota; Dothideomycetes; Pleosporales; Periconiaceae. The record is from the annotation of a GenBank genome assembly.
UCUUUUUCUGGGUUGAUUGGUAGGAUUCCAAUGGAUCAAAUGCGCGUACGCCGCAAAUAUUUCUCGUCCAACAAUUAUGCCGUUAAAACGGCCCGGACGAAGUCGGACGAUGAUUACUGAUCCUUGCGCACCUGCGGUGACAUCGCGAAGCCGUGCUGACUGAAUGCUGUACAAACGCAGGCUGCAUUUGUGGAGCAACAUAGACGACUCAUCCAAGUUUUGAUGGUUUUGAUGGUCUAUUUUUUACUUCAAUCCUCAAGUGGGAAAUCAGCUCGCCUGCAUAAAUUUGUCUACAUCGACGCCGAGAAAUUGAAGAAAUGCUGAACCAUCAAAACUUGGAAAAACACGUAAUGUCUGUCGCCGUCUACAUUCAGUAAUAGCUUAGUGCAGCUUCUAUCAACAUUUCUAAGCCAUAAUUAUAUAAGCGCACUCUGUGGUAUGACGUUCUACAAGGUCAAUUCUUCAAUUUAGAUCGAAUCCUUCUACAGGGAUCCACCAUCUACGCCGUAGUAGGCGUAGGUCCGUGGGUCACGCCCUAUUCGUCCGAGAUUGUGCGACAUAAAUACCAUUUGAGUAGUAGUAUUACAAACCCAAGAGGUUGAAAUACAUGUAUAUAAAGAAGAGUCAAUUUCGUGAUACAAUAGAAGCAUCACAGCAUUUCAGGAUUAUACUUCAGUUGGCAAGCUCAUCCUUCUACAAUUUGAAUUCACUUUCUCCAAGAUGCUCUUCUCAUCCCCAGUACGGAGUGUACCACUUCUCUCAUUGCUCAUUGCCAAUGUUCAAUCAGCAAGUACAAAUGACUCCUCAAAUCAGCCUCAACCAUACACGGUCGACGUCGAUCCAGCCUUCAUUGAGAAAACCCGCCAAAAGGUCGCCAACUUCCGCCCUACAAUUGAAAUCUCUGGGCCUGACUGGUAUGACGGUCCGCCCCUCAAAGAUCUGACAGAGAUAGCGGAAUACUGGACGGACUCAUACAACUGGUCAACCGUGCAGUCUAAACUCAACUCGGAGGGUUCUCAGUAUAUGGUCACUCUACCACCACCCGGGGGAAAGUAUGAUCUACCACUGGAUGUCUACUUCAGGCACCACCGCAGCAACCGAACUGAUGCCAUUCCUUUGCUUAUGGUACACGGUUGGCCUUCAACAUCUAUGGAAUGGGAAAAGGUCACCCCAGACUUGGUGAACCCAGCAAAUGCCAGCCAACCGGCAUUCCACGUCGUCGCCCCUGACCUUCCCGGGUUCGGAUUCUCACCAGCGGCAAAGAAAGCAGGUUUAGGUCCUGCAGAACAUGCUACUCUCUUGAUCACUCUCAUGGAGACACUCGGAUACAGCGAAUUUGGAUUGUACAGCACCGACCUGGGCGUGCCAAUCGCUCAGGAUAUGGUCGUAUCCUACGAGCCAAAGAUCCUCAACCACAUCUCUGACAUGCUGCUUCAAUUCCCCAACGACACAGACACGGCUCGGUAUGCGGCGGGCCAAACCACGCCGGAAGAGACCACCUAUCUCAUCUCGGCUCUCGACUUUUUCACCAACCAUACAGCGUACUCGGCUCUUGAUUCCUCGUUGCCUCUCUCGCUCUCUUACGCGCUAAACGACAGCCCGCUCGGCUUCUUCGCGUGGAUGUAUCAACUCUUUUUCACUGUUAAUGAUAACUCAUUCGCCCACACUCCUUCCGAAAUCAUCACUCAAGCCCUUCUCCUCUACAUUCCCGGCGUCUACGGCAAUCUGAGGAGCUACAAGGAGUUGUACAACGUGCAGUAUUUCGCUGCCAGAGAGAAGGUAUCAGUUCCUGUCAGCGUGCUGCAAUACGGUGGUACCGAUGGAUAUCCUCAACUAGCCAACUUCAAUCUUGCUCCUCGUGACUGGGUUGAGCGCAAUGCGAAUGUGACCUAUUUCUCUAGACACGAGCGUGGAGGGCAUUUCCCUGCUGUUACCGUGCCAGAUUUGGUGGUGGAUGAUAUUAGAGCCAGUUUUGUGGCAUUGGGUUAUUAA